UGCAGCCCAUGACCACCCACUCCGCUCCGCUUUCUUCCCCUCCCGCCGCCGGCGGAACCCAAGCUCGCCGCCGCCGCCGCCGCCGCCCACUCCACAUCCACUUGACUGACUGACACAGCCGGAGUAGCCCGUGGGUUACCCUCCACCUCGUGUCCAGCGACCAGCGGAGGAGCAGAAAUGUCUUCUUGGGAAGACGACGACUCGGCGGCCGCGGCGGCGGCGACCACUGACGUGGAGCUCCUGAAGCGAGCGUGGCGCAACGAGAAGGCCUCCCCGGAGAUCCUCCGCUUCGACUCCCCCCUCGUCUCCCGCGUCCGCGAGCAGAUCCAGCUCCUCGAGGAGACGCUGGACGACUUCGCGGAGAGCGGCGUCGACGACCUGGUGGUGUCGCUCUACCAGAUGGACCUCGACCGCACGCUCUUCCUCCUCCGCUCCUACCUCCGCCUCCGCCUACAAAAGAUUGAGAAGUACACGGUGCACAUCUCCAAGUCUGAGCAUCUCUUGAGCCGGCUGUCGCAGCAGGAGCAGCGCUUCGCCAAGAGCUGUACUGAGGUGAUGGAGAAGCAUCUCGAGCAGUCGGUGCUGUCGAAGCUUCCCUAUGGGUAUGACUCCAUCACGAGGCAAUCGUUGUCGAGCACGGAGGAUGACAUGGUUCCAGAGCCCCAGCUAGACACCUUCGUCUUUUGCAAAACCAAGAGCGAUGUAGGGGCCUUCCAGCUAGAUGAUAUAGGUGAGGAGGUUGUGGAUUUGGUUGCUGACGACUUGUAUGUCCUUCGGUACAAGUCCAUCAAGGGCCUCGUCGAGAGCGGCCAAAUUGACCUUAUUUGAUGCCAAUCACAGGGAUGCUAGCAAGUGGCCACUGAAGAUCAAAAUCCUGUGACAGACGUAUCAUAAACCUCUGGUUCACCAAUCUUCACUGGUCUUGUCAUGAUAUAUUUAAGUGGGUCAACUUUGGAUAUGAGAGUGACCUGAUGUGCUAAUUCCUGCGGAAGACGGAAUUAACUUGCACCAUAUGUGUUCGGCAGCAACCAGUUAGGAUAACAAACUAUCGUCUAUCUGUGCAUGUUAUAAAUCUGUUAAUUUUCUGGAUUGUCAUCAGCUGUGUUGUUAACCCUGGUCCUUCAAGAACCAAGAUCGUUAAUGUCCUCGACAGGAAAAAAAAAUCAAGUUCACUGGUGUUCAUUAUAAAUUGGACAACUAUU
Oryza brachyantha (malo sina) is the source of this 1202-nucleotide messenger RNA. Its product is annotated as DNA replication complex GINS protein SLD5. NCBI's taxonomy places the organism in Eukaryota, Viridiplantae, Streptophyta, Magnoliopsida, Poales, Poaceae. Gene Ontology annotation, biological process: double-strand break repair via break-induced replication; DNA-templated DNA replication. The transcript is spliced from 6 exons. Gene Ontology annotation, cellular component: GINS complex. The coding region runs from base 178 to 828 and encodes 216 amino acids. The record is from RefSeq and is a predicted model, not a curated record.